UGCACAAGCCCCGCCCCCAGCCCGGCGCGGCGGCAGCGGCGCGGCGAUGGCGGCGUCGCCCAGCGCCAGCUCCCUGCGUCGGGCCGGUAACGAGGAGUUCCGCCGCGGGCAGUACGGGCCGGCCGCCGAGCUCUACACCCGCGCACUGCAGCUGCUGGAGGCCGCAGGGGAGGCCGCCGCCGAGGAGCGGAGCGUGCUACUCGCCAACCGCGCCGCCUGCCACCUCAAGGACGGCGCCUGCCGCCUCUGCAUCGCCGACUGCAGCGGCGCCCUCGACCUGGUCCCGUUUGGGAUCAAGCCCCUCCUCAGGCGGGCCGCGGCCUACGAGGCCCUGGAGAGGUACGGCCUGGCCUACGUGGACUACAAGACGGUGCUGCAGGUGGACUGCGCCGUGCAGGCGGCACAUGACGGCGUCAACAGGAUGACUAAAGCUCUGCUGGAGAAGGAUGGCGUGAACUGGCGCCAGAAGCUCCCACCAAUCCCCACGGUCCCUGUUUCUGCCCAGAUGAGGUGGAGCGUUCCUUCUGCUGGAACCACCGGGGCAAAUGCUGCCCCUGCAGCUGCACUGCAGGGAGGACCAGACCAGACCGCUGCUGGCACAGAGAGAGCUCGAACACUGAAGGAAGAAGGAAACGAACUUGUAAAGAAAGGAAACCAUAAAGAAGCAGUUGAGAAGUACAGUGAGAGUUUACAGCUUAGCCAGGAAUGUGCAACUUACACCAACAGAGCUCUCUGUUACCUGACUCUGAAGCAAUACAAGGAAGCAGUACAGGACUGCACAGAAGCUCUGAGGUUAGAUCCUAAAAAUGUUAAGGCACUCUACAGGCGUGCUCAAGCACUUAAAGAACUGAAGGAUUACAAAUCCAGUAUUGCCGAUAUCAAGAGCUUGUUGAAAAUUGAACCAAAGAACACAGCUGCACUGAGAUUACUGCAAGAACUGAACAGAGCCUAGUGUAACCAAGCAACAAGGAAAGCUUUGUUUUCCACUGCAGAAGAAAGCUUUCUCCUCUUCUGAUGUUGUUACAGGGACCAAUCUUAAUGCAGGAUCGGUAUUGAAAUCUGUCUUCUAUGCUGCUGACAUCUAACAGGUUCUGUGCCAGCACAAUGAAUGUUAAGACACAAUCUGUAUCAAACUCUGGCUCUAAGAUUAUGCAAAGUUUUGCUGCCCCCCCCGAGAGGCAUGCAGGUUAACUUCCCUUGCUGAAGUCAACUUGCCUGUAACUCUUGGCCUCAGGGACUCUCUCUGUGUUGGCUGAGAUGCAUGGGAAGUGGCUGUUCUUUCUGAGGAGCUACAGAGUGGUUUUCUUGUCCUUAUUCAGGUGACAGUUUUGCUGUGUUUGUGCUUCUAUUACUUAAGUAAGGUUGCUGCAGGAACUGCUGCAGUUGCCCUGGCACCACAUACCAUUCUUGUAAGAGGGGUGCAGUUACUUGCACAGGGCUGAGCUUGUUCCCUCUCCUACUUGAUGCCUGCUGGCCCUCAGCUGAGUUUCUGCUCUUCAGUGGACUGGGCAGAUGUUUACAGUGGCAGCUUUCUUUUAUUUUUAAUUAUUCUGCACAUUUAAGGAAACAGCAGCAAGUUAAGCCUGCCUUGUUACACUGUGCACUACUACUUUCAGAUUGUGGGUGCUUGGGAAUUUUACAAAUGGUUUUUGUUUUGUUUUUGUUUGCUCUUUUUAAAAAAACUUCAGCUCCUCUGUGCCUUUUAGAGCAGUUGCUACAGGGUGUUAUGAGGAGGGGGAUAUGAAGUAACAUCCCAGCUGAGGUCUGGCUUACUACUUCAAUGCAUGUUCAUACUUUUUGAUCUUUUCCUUAUCUGGUAUUGAUGGCACUGACUUAAAAUGGUAGAUAAAGAGAUAUUUGGAGUUAUUCUAGGAAUUGAUAAAACCAGUUCUCAUUAAAGCCAUGUUUAUUUUCAUUUUA
This is a messenger RNA of Phalacrocorax carbo (great cormorant), 1920 nucleotides long. NCBI's taxonomy places the organism in Eukaryota, Metazoa, Chordata, Aves, Suliformes, Phalacrocoracidae. The record is from RefSeq and is a predicted model, not a curated record.